AUUUACAAUAACUACAGUUAUAUGGUUGACCACAGAUAUCAUAAUUGGUUGAUGUAUGAUCACUUAAUUGGAAGCUGAAAUAUUAACAAAAUAAAAAAAAAUAUUAAAAAAAAAAUCCUAUACAUGUCUUCGUCGUAAUACCGUCCAAAUUAUUCAUCAACCACAAAUCCCAAAUUCCCAUCACUUGAUCCGUAGUUAUGGCAAAGCUGUCCCCAACGAACCUAAUCCCCGCCGACACAAUUCCCUAAACCCUAAAUUUCACUUUCUUAUCUUUCUUUCAGCGAAGAAGAAGAAGAAGAAAGAAGAAGAACAAGAAGAUAUGCCCAUCUCCCGCCUCAAAAUGGGAACCAGAGAAGAAAUCACACGCCCCGAACUCCUCAAAUCCGCCAUUGCCGAAUUCUUCUCAACCAUCCUCUUCGUCUUCGCUUCCCGGGGCUCCUCCAUCUCCUUCCAAAAACUCACCGGUUGUGUCAGUCAGACGCCGACAGGGCUCCUCAUCUCGGCCUUUUCCAACUCAUUCGCCCUCUCCGCCGCGAUCGCCGCAUCGGCAAACACCUCCGGCGGCCACCUGAACCCAGCAAUUACCUUCGCCAUCUUCCUCGGCGGCCACAUAACCCUGAUCCGCGCCAUCCUUUACAUUGCCUCCCAGCUCAUCGCCUCCAUAACGGCGGCCUUCCUCCUGAAAUUGGUCAUCGGAGCAGAUCCAUCGGCGGCGAUGCCAUCAUCGCCGACAUCAAAUGCAGUAUUGCUCGAGGGAUUGAAGACCUUUGGGCUCGUGAUGACGGUGUGCGCGGUGGCGGCGAAGGGGAAAUUGGGAGGAGGGGGAGCGGUAUUGGCGCCAUUGGUUAUAGGGUUUUCGGUGGGAGCUAACGUGAUGGUGGGCGGGUCGUUUGAGGGGGCGGUGAUGAACCCGGCGGCAAUGUUUGGGCCGGCGGUGGUGGGCUGGGCUUGGGAUGGGAAAUGGCUUUGCUGGGCUGGGCAGUUCCUCGGAGGUGGACUUGCCGGGAUUUUGUAUGAGUUUUUCUUUGGGACUAUUGAGUUAUUAUAAUGAGUUGUUUGUUCAGCCUCUGCUCGAGCAGGAUAAUGGGCCGUUCUAGUGUUCUAGCU
This is a messenger RNA of Phalaenopsis equestris, 1107 nucleotides long. RefSeq names its product aquaporin TIP1-1-like. The transcript is spliced from 2 exons. Gene Ontology annotation, biological process: transmembrane transport; water transport. The record is from RefSeq and is a predicted model, not a curated record. Bases 320 to 1048 code for a protein of 242 amino acids. Gene Ontology annotation, molecular function: water channel activity. Lineage: Eukaryota; Viridiplantae; Streptophyta; Magnoliopsida; Asparagales; Orchidaceae. Gene Ontology annotation, cellular component: plant-type vacuole membrane.